AUGCCUAACCAGAGUGAAGACAAAUUUAAACAUAAGAAGUCUGUGGAUUUAACAACGGAUCAUAAUGAUAUAUCACAUCAAUUAUCAAUUCAUACUCGUCAAGGUCAUAAUAAAUUUUGGUCGGAAUCAAUUUUUCCAUUAAUCUUAUGUUUUUCAUGUCCAUUUUUUGUUCGAUCAAUUGUUUUCAUAUGUGGCCAUUGUCAUGGAUCGAUCAUAGAAUUUUUUUCACGACUGUUCUUCGAUCAAACCAUGACAUUAAAACAUGUAUUAGAAAAUUUUUUUUAUUUUCAAUGGCAUUGGCCAUCCGUAAUAAUUAUAAUAUCAUUUUUAAUAUAUGCUAUUGUAAUGACAAUGAUUUUACCAGGUGAAGAAUAUGCUGGACCUAUAACAGAUACAGGUCAUGUACCAAUUUAUCGAAAUAAUGGUUUUAUUUAUUAUAUUGUAUCAUUAAUUAUAUUUAUAUUAUUAACAAUUGUAUUAAAAUUAAAUCAUCUUUCUCCAACAUAUAUUUAUGAUCAUUGGGAAGAAUUUCUUUCAACUGUUAAUACAUUUGCUUUUCUUCUAUGUUUUUUUGUCAUGUUAAAAGGUAAAUAUAUGCCAUCAACAGAUGAUCAUCGAUCAUCAUCCAAUUGGUUAACAGAUUUUUAUCGUGGAGUUGAGUUAUAUCCAAGAAUAUUUAAUAUUGAUAUUAAACUUAUAACCAAUUGUCGAUAUGGUAUGUUAUCAUGGGCACUUUUAUCAAGUAUUUUUUGUAUGAAAACAUUUGAACUUCAUGGUUAUACAGAUAGUGCAUUAGUUACAUGUUUAUUAACACUUGUUUAUUUAACAAAAUUUUUUUGGUGGGAAUCUGGUUAUAUGAAAACAAUGGAUAUUAUUGUUGAUCGUGCUGGUUUUUAUCUUUGUUGGGGUUGUCUUGUUUGGGUAUCUGGUCUUUAUACACUUCCAUCAUAUUUUCUUGUUACACAUCCAAAUAAACUUGGCCCAGUGUUAACAAUUAUUAUUCUUACAUUAGGUUUUCUUUCAAUUUAUAUUAAUUAUGAUUGUGAUCAACAAAAAAUUGAUGUUCGAUCAAGUAAUGGUCAAUGUAAAGUAUGGGGUAAACCAGCUCAAAUAAUUCGUGCAAAAUAUGUUUUAUUAAAUGGUAAACAAUCUGAAAGUAUUCUUCUUGCAUCUGGUUAUUGGGCAAUAUCAAGACAUUUUCAUUACAUUCCAGAAUUAGCAUUAGCUUUUCUUUGGUCAUGUCCAUGUGGUUUUCAUUAUAUUUUACCAUAUAUUUAUUUUAUAUUUCUUUACAUAUUACUUAUGCAUCGAGCUCAUCGUGAUGAUCAAAAAUGUCGUCUUAAAUAUGGCAUAGCAUGGGAUAAGUACUGUCAAGUUGUUCGAUGGAAAGUUUGGCCUGGAAUUUAUUAG
Messenger RNA from Adineta steineri, 1410 nucleotides. The record is from the annotation of a GenBank genome assembly. NCBI's taxonomy places the organism in Eukaryota, Metazoa, Rotifera, Eurotatoria, Adinetida, Adinetidae.